AAGCGAAAUAGAAUCGAGGUGGGGCCAGUAUCAAAAGUUGCUUUAUAUAUGUUCUGUGUUAUACAUCCCGACAGCUAAAACUUAGGUUAUUUAUAACCUUGCACAAUAUCUUUCGGAUAAUCAUGGUAGAGGAGAUUCAAAAGAAGCUUCAAAAUGAAGCCGACACGCUGCGGCAAAUCCAGAAAGAAUACAACAAGGCGCUGAGCCAGAGGCAGCAACUAGAUGGUCAGCUGAAUGAAAAUAUUAUGGUAAAGAAAGAACUGGAUGUUCUAAAGGAAGAAAACGAUGUUUUCAAGUUGAUAGGACCUGUGCUUGUGAAACAGGAAUUGUGUGAGGCCAAACAGAAUGUUGACAAGCGUAUGGAUUACAUCAAAUCCGAACUGAAACGCGUGGAUGACUUGAUGUCUAACAUGGACAAGAAGCUAGACUCACAGAGAGAUGUAAUAGAUAAAUUGCAGCAAGCAUUUCAACAAGCCCAGAUUAAAACAUCAAUAAACGAAUCAAAAUCAUAAUAUUGUACAGAUUGU
Molecule: messenger RNA, 527 nt
Organism: Cyphomyrmex costatus
Lineage: Eukaryota; Metazoa; Arthropoda; Insecta; Hymenoptera; Formicidae
Gene: Pfdn6
Product: prefoldin 6
Exons: 3
Coding region: 123-512 (129 amino acids)
Biological process (GO): protein folding; chaperone-mediated protein complex assembly
Cellular component (GO): cytoplasm; prefoldin complex
Molecular function (GO): protein-folding chaperone binding
Source: RefSeq, a predicted model, not a curated record